Zootermopsis nevadensis is the source of this 2830-nucleotide messenger RNA. RefSeq names its product transmembrane protein 181. The record is from RefSeq and is a predicted model, not a curated record. NCBI's taxonomy places the organism in Eukaryota, Metazoa, Arthropoda, Insecta, Blattodea, Termopsidae. Gene Ontology annotation, molecular function: toxic substance binding.
CUACUAGCCAGUGAAUUCUUGCUCUAAUUAUCACCAUUUGUAGUGGACAAUAUAGAAAAUUUUCAAACAAACUCAGAUCUUCAAUAACAUUACAAGAUACAGAUAAAACCUUCAUGUGCCAAACACUAACAGUAGAUAUCAAAAAGGAGUUUACUGUACUGUAAUUAAUGUAUUCAAUAAUCUCCCCUUCCCCACUAUAAAAAGUCUUGAUCAAAAUACAAAGAAGUUUGAGCCAGGAUUAAAAGAGCAUCUCCUCUCACUCCUUCAUAGUUCAGUGAAAUGAUAGAAAGAAGUCCAAUCUAUUUUGAAUAAGUUACAAAGAUAAGAUAAUUCCAUCCCCACCAUAGGCACAGGGAGUCUGUUAUUAAACUCUGUUCCUGUUUUUCACUCCUUCCCUCCCUGAAUGUGAGGAACUGCAGAUACAUAAUGGAUUCUCCCAUGGAUCAAUACUCUGUUUCCAUGGCAAUCCCAUACUAGAUUCCGUCCAACCCCUUUCCCCCACACUUUACUAGUUAGGCAUGAGUGUGUGUACUCACUGGUGUUGAAAGUAGGCCAUGGUGGGAGACCAUCUCAUGUUGAUGUUUUUAACCAUUGUCAUCCCUUAGUACUAGUCCUCACUUCAUUUAAACAGUGCUGUAUUGAGUUUGUUUGGGUGUUAAAUAAAUAGCAAAUAUUUAUUUCAUUUGUAUAUUGGAUUAGUAUUAAAUUAAAGAGUUAUUAAAAUCUCAAUUUUAUAAAAUAGUUUAAAAUGUACAAGAUAGGGAACCAAAGAAUAGUCUAUCCUGUUAUGUAAUGGUGUCCUGCUGUGUUGAGAAGAUCCUAAGUAGUACUGAUUGAAAUAAAGCAAGGACAGUGAAAAAUGGCUAAGGUUGAUGGAACUGGUUUAGGUUACUCCUACCACCUUCCUUCUGGCGGAUGGAGUCUGAAAAUUCGCAAUGCUCUCUCACAAUUCAGUGACUUAUUCAGUGAAUUUAACCGCUAUAUUGCACCAGCAUAUCAUCAUGAUCGAUGUGAGAGGUCAGUACAGAUGCGGCUGUAUUCUAUGCACAAACGAGAGUUUGUCAUGGUGUUCUUAGCAUUCUUUGCAUGCUUUGGACUUGGUCUGUUCAUUGGCUUAGCAGGUCCACCAAUCACAAGCACAUCAGAACAGAGAGCUUCUGUCCUCAUAUUGAAACAAAAUGGAAGUGAUUUAGCAAAUGGCCCAUUCUUAAUGAUGACACCGACAAUGUCAACAUAUAAUCAGCAGCUUUGGGUUAUUGCCAAAGUCACAACUGACAACAAAGAUGAUGAAAGCUUUGACAAAACUUUUCAUGUGAGUGUAGCCAUUGAAGGUGUAACAGCAGACCACAAACCAGUUAUAAUUCUGCAUAGCGACAGAGCACAUAACAGGACUCGUCACCUUAUAUGUGAGCGUCAGUCAUGUGAAGAAUUUAUGGUCCUCCAUCUUGGUUUUCUUGACUACACGCACUAUAUGUUGACAGUGCGUUUUCAUGGACUGGAAAGUUUUCAUCAGCGCUAUAACAUAAUUGAAGUUAUGUUCUUUUUUAAGAGUUACAAUCCAGCAUUCACCCAGGUUGAAAUUUGGUUCCGGUUUGUCUUUCUCCUUGGCACAUUUUCAGUAAUGUGUUGGUUUGCACAUUCUUUGAGAAAAUUUGCAAUGUAUGACUGGUCAAUUGAGCAAAAGUGGAUGUCUGUUCUUCUACCUUUACUCCUGCUGUACAAUGAUCCAAUCUUUCCGAUGAUGUUCCUUAUUAACUCCUGGCUGCCAGGAAUGUUAGAUGCAUUAUUUCAAGCCUCAUUUCUCUGUGCUCUUCUGCUCUUCUGGUUAUGUGUGUACCAUGGUCUGCGCCAGAAUGAGCGCCGUAUUUUGACAUUUUAUCUGCCCAAACUCCUUAUUGUUGGGAUGCUGUGGAUAUCUGCUGUUACAAUGGCAACAUGGCAGAAAUUCAGUGAGCUUCAAGAUCCAACAUACAGUUACAAACUGGAUACAAAGAACUUUGAUAGUUUCAAAGUGUUCUUUUUCGUGACAUGUGGUGUGUACUUGGCUUAUUUACUACUGCUGAUUCUGCGUGCCUACAGUGAGCUGCGAGCUAUGCCAUAUUUUGAUAUGCGGCUCAAGUUUCUGACACUACUCAUGCUCAUUGUGCUGGGAAUAAGUCUGUCUGUGACCAUACUGAAAUUUGGAGUUGGGAUCUUAGAAGACAACUUUGUGGCAGAGCUGUCAACCACCUACAAGAGCUCUGCACAAUUUAUGUCAUUUUACAGCCUUCUUAAUUUUUACCUGUACACUAUGGCAUACGUUUAUUCACCUGCAAAAGGAACUGUAUUCGAAUCACCUAUCACAAAAGACAAUCCUGCUUUCUCCAUGAUAAAUGAUUCUGACGAGGAUGUAAUUUAUGGAUCAGACGAGGAAAGCCGUCGACCACUGAAUCGAUGCAGGAAUGAUGAUGACAGCGAUUAAUAUUCCUGUGGAACAAGAGAGAUAAUAUUAUUGCUAAAGUAUCAUAUGAAUACACAAGUAAGUUAUGCUAGAAAAUUACAGUUUGUUCAGAAAGUACUUUUGAAUCAUGUUACAAUUUUGAAUUAUAAAACCGUAUCACACCAUUCUAGAAUACAAACUCAUAUGUUAUAAAUUUGACAGUGUGGUCAGUGUUAAACAUUAAGAAAUUUUACUUGCUAAAAACUAUAAAUUCCAAUUGACGUAAUGACUAAACCUGUGUUCAUGUUAUUUCUUCCAACAGUUUUAUCCAGGUAGCCAUUUGUUAAAGUUUUUGAACUCAUCUGUAAAUUUUACAUUUACAUAUGGAAUAAAAAGUUCUGCUAUAUCAAA